Molecule: messenger RNA, 3831 nt
Organism: Triticum dicoccoides
Lineage: Eukaryota; Viridiplantae; Streptophyta; Magnoliopsida; Poales; Poaceae
Product: probable ATP-dependent DNA helicase CHR12
Exons: 12
Coding region: 237-3548 (1103 amino acids)
Molecular function (GO): histone binding; ATP binding
Source: RefSeq, a predicted model, not a curated record
CCUGCCUCCCCGACCCCGAUCGAUCCAUCGAAGCCGAAGAAGCUCCCCCUCCCCUCUGACAACACCGCGCGAAAACAUAACACAGCCCCCCUCUCCAGUCGUAAAGGCAGCCCCCGCAAAGGCUUCGAGCGGCCGUUGCCGCGCUCCGAUUUGAACCGGGAAGCGGGGGACGAAGGCCCCCGCCUCACCGCCUCGCCUCCGCCGCUCCGCGCGGGCUGGAGGCGGAAACCCUAGCGAUGGCGGCGUCCGUGGACGCGGCUGCGGCCGUGGCCGCGCCAGCUCCCGCGCCGCCCGUCGCCGCGCCCGAGGAGGCCGGCGGGGGCGACGCGGAGCAGGCCAGGAUCCUCAUCGGGGCGCUCAACCUUCUGUCGCGCAACCUCCCGCUUCCACCCGCCGUCCUGCGCGCGGUCUCGUCCAUCUACCACGGCGGCGAAGACGCGGACCAGGAGGAGGAGGAAGGGGCUGAGGGCCCGUCGCUGGUCGGGGAUGAAGGCGGAGAGGGGGAUCCCGCUGACGCCGUCGAUGCGGCCGAGGAAGCCACCUUGAUUCAAGAGCUUGAAGAUUCUAUAUAUAGAAACCAAAUGACGCACAUGUCGUCCUCAAAGUUGACUGCUUUAAAAGAAGAACGCUUCAAUACCUGCAUCCAGCAUCGGUUAUCUGAACUCGAAGGGUUACCAUCUACUAGGGGUGAAGAUUUGCAAAUGAAGUGUUUACUCGAAUUAUAUGGGCUCAAGUUACUAGACUUGCAGAAGAAAGUACGGUCUGAUGUCAAUGCUGAAUACUGGCUACACAAGAAAUGUGCGCAUCCUGAGAGGCAAUUGUUUGACUGGGGGAUGAUGAGGAUACGAUAUCCUUUUACCAUGUAUGGAAUAGGGGAUGGUUUUUCAAUGGAUACCGAUGAUAUCCAUCGCAAAAAGAGAUUCACCGAGAGGAUCUCAAAGCUUGAAGAGGAGGAAAAGAACCAGGCUGAGACCAGGAAGAGAAGAUUUUUUACAGAAAUUCUUAAUGCUGCUAGGGAAUAUCAAGUGCAAACAUCGGCUACUUACAAACGAAGAAAGCAACGUAAUGAUGGAGUUCAGGCAUGGCAUGUCCGGGCGCGCCAGCGUAUCAAUCGACUUGAAAAAAGUAGGUUACAAGUUUUGAAAGCAGGUGAUCAAGAAGCGUAUAUGCGGAUGGUUGAGGAGAGCAAGAAUGAACGGCUGACGAUGCUCCUUGAUAAGACAAAUGAGCUUCUAGAAGGAAUUGGGAAAGCUGUACAGCGACAAAAAGAUGCUGAGCAUGUUAGUCGUCCUGAAGGGUCUGAAGACUCAGAAUCUGAUGAAUCCCCUGAGGAGUCUCCUUCAGAUGAUGAUGCAGAUACACACGGUUCUGCAAAUACUAGUAAAUUUAAUGCUGCUGGCCGUAGGCUUGAUUCUACUGUCCAUUCCAUCGAAGAGAAGGUAACAGAACAACCGUCAGCCCUUGUAGGUGGGGAGUUGAGACCAUAUCAGUUAGAGGGUCUCCAAUGGAUGCUUUCUUUAUUCAACAACAAUUUGAAUGGCAUUCUGGCUGAUGAAAUGGGUUUGGGGAAAACAAUUCAGACCAUAGCUUUGAUCGCUUAUCUUUUGGAAAAGAAGGAGGUCACAGGACCUCACUUAAUAGUAGCUCCCAAAGCAGUACUACCAAACUGGUCUAAUGAGUUCAAAACAUGGGCUCCCAGUAUUGGUACAAUUCUGUAUGAUGGUCGUCCAGAUGAGAGGAAAUCUCUCAGGGAAACAAAUUUUGGAGGACAAUUUAAUGUUCUGCUCACACACUAUGAUUUGAUACUGAAAGAUAAGAAGUUCCUGAAGAAGGUUCACUGGCACUAUUUGAUAGUUGAUGAAGGACAUCGCUUGAAAAAUCAUGAAUGUGCUCUUGCUCGCACACUAGUUUCCGGAUAUUUGAUCCGCCGCAGACUACUUUUGACUGGCACUCCAAUCCAAAAUAGCCUACAGGAGCUGUGGUCAUUGCUCAACUUUAUUCUGCCAAAUAUUUUUAAUUCAUCUGGGAAUUUUGAGGAAUGGUUUAAUGCACCGUUUGCAUGUGAUGUUAGCAUUAAUGAUGAGGAAGAGCUAUUGAUCAUACAUCGUUUGCAUCAAGUUUUGCGUCCAUUUUUGCUCCGUAGGAAAAAAGAUGAAGUGGAAAAGUAUCUCCCUUCAAAAACACAAGUAAUACUGAAGUGUGACUUUUCAGCUUGGCAAAAAGCAUACUACGAGCAAGUCGCAAGCAAGGGAAAGGUUGCCCUAGGAUCUGGACUCAAACCAAAGGCUGUGGCAAACCUAUCGAUGCAGCUUAGGAAGUGCUGCAAUCAUCCUUACUUAUUUGUAGAGCAAUAUAACAUGUAUCAGCGCGAGGAGAUUGUUAGAGCAUCAGGGAAGUUUGAAUUGCUCGAUCGGCUACUUCCAAAACUGCAUAGGGCUGGUCACAGGGUUCUGCUUUUUUCUCAGAUGACAAGAUUGCUUAAUAUUUUGGAAGUAUAUUUGCAGAUGUACAAUUUCAAGUAUAUGAGGCUUGAUGGAUCAACGAAAACUGAAGAACGAGGGAAAUUAUUGGCAGAUUUUAAUAAGAAGGACUCAGAGUACUUCAUUUUUCUUCUCAGCACACGAGCUGGAGGCCUUGGAUUGAACUUGCAGACUGCAGAUACAGUUAUUAUUUUUGAUAGUGAUUGGAAUCCUCAGAUGGAUCAGCAAGCUGAAGACCGUGCUCAUCGUAUAGGACAGAAAAAUGAAGUGCGUGUAUUUGUUCUUGUUAGUGUUGGAUCAAUUGAAGAAGAGAUCUUGGAUCGUGCAAAACAGAAGAUGGGUAUUGAUGCAAAAGUUAUCCAGGCUGGGUUGUUCAACAACACCUCCACAGCUCAGGAUAGGAAAGCGUUGCUGCAGGAGAUCUUGAAGAGAGGAACUAGUACACUUGGAACUGACAUCCCUAGUGAGCGUGAAAUAAAUCGUUUGGCUGCUCGAACUGAGGAGGAGUUCUGGUUAUUUGAGAAGAUGGAUGAAGAGAGGCGACGACGAGAAAACUAUAAAUCCAGGCUGAUGCAGGGACCUGAGGUCCCAGAAUGGGUUUUUGAUAUCAGUGAAACCUUAGCUGAGAAGCUCCUUGCGGAAGAAGCCAAAAAUCCUGUGAUAAACACAAAGAGGCGAAGAAAGGAGGUUGUCUAUUCGGACUCUUAUGUUGAUCAAUGGAUGAAAUCUGACGAGGUAUACGAAGACAUCCCAAAGAUGACUCCAAGAGCAAAACGGAGUGCUUAUUUAUCCGAUAUACAGGAGGUUGAUUUACAUGAUAGGGCAAAAAGGCUCAAAUAUUCUGAAAGCGCCGAUGGCGCAGGCAACUCAACCUGGACACCAGAGAAAGGAAGACCUGGAGUUUCUUCCUACAGCAAGGAUGAGAAUGAAGACGACAACGACGAAGAUGAAGUCACCGCCGGUGGUUUGCAGCAGGGUGGUAGCUUCACCUGGAAUACCCUCAGGAGGAAAAGGUCAAGCCACUCCACUAAUCCGUCGUCAGACCCUAAAGGGCGCUCGGCAUUUUAAUGCCCAUCUGAUAGGAGUGCCAUUUAGAUGCAUGUCUGCUUUCUUGUGAGGAAAAGUGCUCCGGUAGAGAAACUAAUACAGUUUCUUCAGAAGUGCAUCUAAGCUCAUCAACUUUAGGACUGGUGCAGUAUUUUAUGAAUUAGUUGGUAUUAAACUGUAUCUCCACCAGAACUCAGAAUGUUUCCUGAUAUGUUUGAUGCUUAAAUAGAAACAAUGUUCCUCAUGUCAUGAGGGUAGAGGUAUGUUAAUUAGUUCUAAAAGAAAGUAGGGGCGUGUUAAAUAA